Molecule: messenger RNA, 1425 nt
Organism: Colletotrichum graminicola M1.001
Lineage: Eukaryota; Fungi; Ascomycota; Sordariomycetes; Glomerellales; Glomerellaceae
Exons: 3
Coding region: 1-1425 (474 amino acids)
Source: RefSeq, a predicted model, not a curated record
AUGGCAGCCUCAGCGGGCCUGCCUCUCCGAAGACUAGAUCACAAUUUCAACAAUGCCGAAGGAACUAUUCUUUCAUAUGAGCAGAUGCAGUCUAUGACCAUGUCCAAUCCGCUUUGGCAAAAAUAUAUUGGAAACCGCAUGGCCCUUGAAAAGCGUUACCGACAGAUGCCGCAAUCCUAUGAAGAAUCUUUUGCAACAUACUUCAGUGGGUAUCUCCCCGUCGAUUACACGUCUUCGAGCAGCAGGGUCAUGGAUGCCAACGCGGUGGUUAAGAUGGUCCUCACUCUCUCAGAGCUUUCAAUGUCUGAAUCAUCAGACUCAUCAGAGAGUCUCUUUGCCGACGAGAAUGACACCUUGAAAAGGAUAGGAUGGGAAGAUAUUCAAAUUAAGAAGCCUUGUUGGGCACUGCUGUCCCACACAUAUGCUGCAGCGACUACAUGUUCCAGGGCCAGCUCAGAGAAACCAACCCCUAGAUUCUUUAGCUCCCAAAAGUCCUACGGAAAGAAUCCCGUCCUUCUCCAUGUUGAAGGAGUCUCCGAUGAUGAAUUAAGAGAGCAGCUCUGUGAAGCCAGAAAGAACGGAUGCAUUGGCAUCAUAGUCGAAAUCGUGGAAGACCAAUACAACGGAAGGGUCAUGGACCCCAACAUGCUUGCAAGACUGGGUGCUAUGUGCAUGGAAGAACACCUGCUCCUAGCUGUGGACGAAACCCUGACCGCUAUUCGCUGUGGAGCGCCAUUCUCUUUCCAACGGGAAGAGUACUGCAAUUCAGCAUCCCCUGAUCUUGUCUUUUUCGGAAAGGCGCUUGGUGUUCAUGGCACAGCUAUAGGGUUUGGCGGACAGUUUCUAAAGAAGUUUGGGGUCUUUGGAAGCUCACGCUGCCAUUUCAUUCGCAAGUGGCAGAGCCAGCUGCUAAAGCCCAUUGCGCUUUCCGACCUCAUUCGAGCAAUAGCUGCAAUUGACUUGGCCAUUCGGGGGAAUCUCACUAUGCUGAGCAGAAUCAUUGGACACACCCUGAGGGCCUUCAUCCUUGAACAAGCCGAAGAGCGUGGCCACGACGUCAAAGCCCAAGAUGUGCUCGGUGGACUAGAAAGCUUCAUUUUCGUCAGGAAAGACAUCGCUGGGGAGCUACUCGUUAUGGGCGCCAGAACGGCGGAGGAAUGGAUCCCGUGGGUCAAGUGGCUACCGAGGCUUGAGAGGGACAUGUCCAGGAACGAAGUGCUCGAAGACAUCAUCGGAAGUAGAAGUCGACCUGCGCGUGAAGAGCUAUCGGGGAUUCAUUUGCAACUAGGUUCGAAGCCUAGUUGGUGUUUCUGGUGUGGAAGCCGGACAACCGCCAAGAAGAAUGACUGGUGUCAACGAUGCUGUAUUGGCGUUUGCGAUGGAGACAUGUGCAGCCGUCAUUUGCUUCAUCACGUUUGUGUCUGA